Messenger RNA from Porites lobata, 23660 nucleotides. The record is from the annotation of a GenBank genome assembly. NCBI's taxonomy places the organism in Eukaryota, Metazoa, Cnidaria, Anthozoa, Scleractinia, Poritidae.
AUGUCGAAAAUCAACCUGGUUUUUGUAGUCUUCGCGGUCCUUGCCUUUGUGUGUAUCACAGCUGGCAAGAACUGCGAGACCCUAAACGGCACAUGGUAUAAUCAGCGUGGAGACGAACUUUAUCUUGAACGCAAAAGUGACGGCAGACUUGUGGGUGAAUACAGGACUGAAGAACAAAGACAGAAUCGCUCAGCAGUGGCACACUCUGCUGCGCUGGGUGAGUACGUGAGAUUUUUCUUUGAUUUUCCUCUCUUUCCUUAUGAAUACACCACACUGAAAAUUAAAAAGAUCUGUUUCAGCUAAAAAAGAAGUACCAAUUUAGCCCCUCAGGCCUAAAGUCUGAUUUAAGCACUCCUUACAAGGUAUGUAAAAUAUCUGUUCGGAGAAGAAAAUAUUGCCCAGAAUUUUCUAUCACUAGAGGACGGCUAAAAAUUUCUAGAUAACCGUUCCAUUCAUGUACAAUUUUCGAAGCUUAUCUAAUAAAUCCCCUACGAUUUCCUCAAGUUUAAUAUUCACAUUUUACUUCCCAAGUCAGGCUAUUUUUCUGAGAAAAAAGGAAACCUAAGAUCUUCGGAUUCAAAAAUGUGGAGAGUCGGGAAUCAGAAAAUGUCUCACUUUCGUAAUACGUCAAAUUCCAUCUAAAAAUUUCGGGGAAGAAAUACUCAAGCCCUUAUAAUUUCGAAAAGACUCAAGUUCCCCUAGGAUGACCGAACAGAUACAAAUGUUAUAGCGCAUUCCUACAGCUCUAAAACUACUCUGUAUAGCCCAAAAAGUGUUUUCAAUGUAUUUAGCUGAUUUAGGAGGAAACUGUCGUUGGGUACCCCUGACAACAGCCCCAUCAAAAGCCUAUUCUAGCCCACGCUGAUGCCCAUUUCAACCCUUGGCAAAUCAGUGCUAUUAAAUGGACCGUGUUAGCCCUGAUAAAGGGAGUCACUAAAAAUUAGAGCCAAAAUCAGGACAGCAUUUUACUCACCGAACGACCCCAUUUUUAGGGCUAAAACAGAUCUAUCUGAUUUACAGCGUACAUACUAAUUAGGCCCAGUUAAGCCAAGCUGUGGUUGAUUUACCUCGGGCUCUUCACCCAUAUUACAUUUGAGGCCCUGUCAGUUCUGGUGACUUUGAUUGCAGUGUUAGAGAGCGGCUUACAUCACUGUAAAGAAUAACAACAGAUUCUAUUGUAUAGAUAGGCGAUUGUUUUCACUGUCACGCAACCAAAAAAAUACCUGAUACUCAGGUUAAUUGGAAACCGUCAAGUGGGAGAACGUCUUUGUGGCCCACAGUUUCUGAGUUAUUUACCGAAACGUUUCACGCACCUUCGGAGCUUUGUAUGGAGACGCUAUAUUGGUGUACCGUUUUGGUGCACCAAUUGAUGGUUUUCACGGUGACGUCAUCAGAUUGCAAAGUCAAAAAAGCGAGGUUUUACGAAUUCUUAUUUACACUAGGUUGAAGAUUAGUAGGAAAUACAUCUUUGUACAAGUUUCCAGCCCCGAAGCAUGUUUCAUUUCGAAAAUACAGCAGUUUGAAGUUCCGAGUUUUCACAGUGCGUGACACCAAAAGAGGAAUGCUAUCUCCUUGAAAAAAAGUCUCUCCUCUUGAUUUUCAGCAGUUUAACCAUUUCAAGUAUUAGAAGAUAUGUUUAUGCGCAAGUAUGCUAGUUCUCGAGUGAAAAGGAAGAGCUUUUAUAGAAAAAGUGAACUCCAGAUGUUUUUGUUGAUUUCCGGCGGCCAUAUUGGUGGACAGUUUCUGUCCACCAGUAUGGCGGCUCCAUACAAAGCUCUACAAAGGUGCGUGAAAUAUUUCGGUAACUAACUCAGAAACUGUGGGCCACAAAGACCUGAGACUUGGACAAAUUGUUUAUAUAUUAGUCUUUUAUAACAUUUCAUUUUCUUGGCUUCUUCCACUGGACGGUUUCAAAUGUAUUUUUUUGUGCCGUGUUUAUUGCGUGACAGUGAAAACGAAGAAUAUGGCCGCCGGAAAUCAACCAAAACAUGUGGAGGUCACUUUUUCUAUAAAAGCUCUUUCUUUUCAGUCGAGAACUAGCAUACGUGCGCAUAAACAUAUCUUCUAAUACUUGAAAUGGUUAUACUGCUGAAAAUCAAGAGGAGAGAGUUUUUUUUCAACGAGACAGCAUUCCUAUUUUGGUGUCACGCACUGUGAAAACUCGGACGUUCAAAUUACUAUAUUUUCGAAAUGAAACGUGCUUCGGUACUGGAAACUUGUACAAAGAUUUAUUUUUUGUUUAUCUUCAACCUGGUGUAAAUAAGAAUUCGUAAAACCUCGCUGAAAAUCAUCUAUAAAAGCUGUAGUCAUGCAGUUCAAUUUCUCGUGACCUGAUUUUCGACCUCCAGAUUUUGUUCACAUUUAAACCUUACGAUACCAAAUGAAUGCUUUUCGUUUGUACACUCUGUCAUUUUAAACUGUAAUAAAUGACCGAAGAUCCUUUAGUACCGAAAAUUCCCGGGGGAGGGGGGGUACUUGCUUACGAGAGGCUAAUGGAGCUAUAAAAGCGUUCAAAAAGGGGGUACUUUACCAUGGGGAAGAUUGUAAUAGAGGGCCAAAAAAUGACCCUCCAAUACUCGAGCCCGCGUUUUUAUUGGUCAAUAGGUGACCUUACAUGACGUACUUGCUGGGUUGUUUGCCACUCGCUUGGCUUGGUCGAUCGCUUGUCAGUUGUCAACCGUCGCGUGGUAGGUGCUGUGCUGCCGUUGUACCAUGCCAAAACGUUCUCCCGCAAAGAGAGAUUUUAGAGAUAACGGGGAGAGAAAAAUAAAAAGAGCAAAGAAAGUGCUUCUUCAUCAACCAGCAAAGUGGAUGAAGAUUUGGUAAGAUCUUUCUGUUUGUUUUCUGUUAUGGCACCCCUUUUCACCUUUUCUCGUAUUAGGGGUAAGCUCAUAUGAUUUCUUGUUCAACUUUUUUGGAAUGAAAAAAGCGUUUAAUUCACGAGGAAGCUAACAUAUUUUUUAUACUACUGAGUUGAUCAUCGUUAAAAAGGGAACAUGUUCUUUUUUCCAUGAUCGAGGGCAAGCUACCACGACAUAUGACAUGAAGAGCUUUGUUUUUGUACUAGCAUGAUUUGUAGUGAUAUUUGGCAUAAAUACCACGAGUGAUAUUUCGAAAUUGUUAUACGUAAUUUCAAAUUUGAGACAAUUUUGAAAUAUCACCCGUGGUAUUUAUGCCAAAUAUCAUGUACAAAUCAUGCUAUUAUUUGUUUAUACUACUACCUGCAAAAGGUUUGUAAUUUUCACAUGUAGGUAUUUCAAAUUAAGCUGAAAUACCACUGCUCUAAGCCAAUCAAAUUGCAGUAAUUUGUCAUGUGGUAGGGUAAGGCGUCUAAUCUGUCGAUUUCCAGGGUUUACCUCGUUGUAAGAACCUGUGAACUUUUUCUUUGUUUCGCACCUUUUGUUUUUCUGUAUUCUAUUGCAUUGACUUCUUUGUUUCCUCUGUUUACGUCACUUGUGAGUUUAACAGGUUCUUACACCGAGGAUGAGCUGAUUGCCAUUUAUGGAAAUCAAAAAGCAACCUUGAACUUUAGACCAUAACAAAUAAAUAUAUGGCAGCACUCCUUCAUACUUUAUCUAUCGAUAGUUGGCACUACAGCUGCCCCCGCUCUGUAUGUAUCGUGGUCGGUCAAUAGUCUUCUUGUUUGUGUAGCUCUUUAAAAAACAGAUUCAUAAUGGAUAUUUUCACACAUAUUGUUUCAUGCAGUGAUUCAGUUCGAUUUUAAAGCAGCUCAGAUCAAACCAUUCUCAGUUUCGAGAAUAUUUUAUUCUAAAAUAUAAGCAAAGAUUUGAUUAGAAGUUGUAAUUCUUCACUAUUUCUCUUUUACUUUUAAUUUGAAAUGUUUGAUCACAUUGCUCUUGGGUGUUCUAGUCAUUUAACUUUUAAGACAAUACGCUAAUGAGAAUUCGAUGAAGAGAAUUGUUUCAUUAUGAUGGAAAGAUAUCUGUUGAAGAGCAGUAUUCACCAUUUUGCAUUCCGCAAGAGAUACUGAAAGCAAAGUUUAUGCAACAAUAUUGGGAGGGGGCAGACAGACAAGGUGUAUUAGGGAAUGCAAAAAUAACAAAUACUUGUGGUUAUAUAAAUGUCACUUAAGAUUUGAACAAGUUGAGUAAUUCAUAAGUUUUUUGGCAAGUCUUAGUUACAUGUAGCUGAACCAUACAUUUAUAACAAAUAUGGAAACCUUGGAAGUUUAGCUCUGUGGAUUUGACCUUAAAGUGGAAAUCAAAGUUCUAUUGUAAGAUGAUACAAGAUAUUUUUAUUUCCUCAAAUACAAGCCAUCCCUUUAUUAACCACCUCCCUCAAAUACACCGAAUGCAAAUAUGGCGGACCUCUCGGCCGGCCCGGGUCUAGUUGCGCGAAAGCGAGGCUAGUGAGGCCUCAAGAGUUUUGUUUUGACUGCGCGGCUUAGCGAUUGAGUCGAUCGAUAUGUUUUGCUUCGAGCUGUUGCAUGCCUGAGGGCCACAAAAAAGAAGAUUUUACUCUAGCUGGAAUAGCCUUUAUUUCCCCGAGGUCUUUUCACAAAGAAAGUUAAAGAUUCAUGCGAUUCGGCGCGGCGAUGGGAAGCACUUCUUAACUGCGAAAGUAUGCUCGCUUCACUUGCUUUAGAUGAGAGGACUCACGAAAGUAUUUGAAUGAAAUAAUUUUCACAAGAGAUGGUGCUGUUCCAAGAUGUCUGCAUGGUCUGUUAUUUAUCCAAAAGAAGGUAAACAUUCUCGAGUACGGGAGCAUCCGCUGUGGACUGUAAGAUCUUUUAGAUUUCACGCUGAAAACAGCUGCAUUAAAAUAUAACAACAACAAUAACAAUCGCCUGUUAAUCCUACAAGCGUGGCCUGUGAAACUAUGUAAGAACCAGAAGAAAGCGACAUAUUUCAAGAACAGUCCUUGACCAAAGUGCACUGAAAAAACUAACAGAGGAACCGUUGCCAACUAAGAAAGUAAGAAGAAGGAAAAAGGUUCUGGCAGAGAAAGAGCGUGCAAGUAUUCGAGCAUUGUAUUUGACCUUGCGCGUGAUCACAGUUUAGCAACUUGUCGAAUGGUUUCGAGAUAAACUAACAGCGAUUUUCCAAAAAUUGCUUCUUUUAUGGCAUUGCUCAAUCUCUUAAACACAGGGUCGUGAAGACUGUGAAAACAUUCGGCCUUGUUGUCUGUCGUUGUGUCGAGCCCUGAGAGCGCCUAAAGAUUGGUAAGUCGCGACGGCGGAUUCACUCGUUCUCGAGGAUAUUUACCUUUCCUUGGUAGGAGAACGGACAAAGCAAACUUGAAACAGAACCAUGAAUCUUUCAGUUAUUCACCCAUUCUAAUAGUUUCGUGAGUCUUCUCUUCUGAAUGAAGUGAAGCGAGCUCACUUUCGUUCUUUUAACUCCGUAAUAGUAAAGUGCCUCCAUUCGCCGCGCCGAAUCGCUUGAAUCCAUUUCUUUCUUCGUAAAGAACCUUGGCAAAGCAAAAAUAAUCAACUUUCGUCUCUGCUGGACUUACAUCUCCUCUUUGAUGGCUCUUAAGCACGUAACAACUCGAAGGAAACCAUAUUGAUCGACUGAAUCGCUAAGACGCGCUGUCAAAACAAAACUAUCGAGGCCUCACUAGCCUCGCUUUCGCGCAACUAGACCCGGGCCGACCGAGAGAUCCGCCAUAUUUGCAUUCGGUGUAUAAGAAAAUCUUUUCUAGUAAUAGUUGACAAUACAGCUCCACCCCCUCUGUAUAUCGUCAGUCAAUAGUAUUCUUGGUCAUUGUGUAGCUCUUUGAAAUAUACCAAUUCAUGAUCAAAGAUUUUCACACAUAUUCUAUACAGAAGGUGAGAGUGAAAACAGUAAACAAAAGGUUCCAUGCACUGUUUCAGUUCGAUUUACACAGCUAUGAUCUGAAAGCAUUCUCUGUUUUGAGAAUAGUUUAUUUUUAACCAUUGCAAAAGAUUUAAUUAUUAGAGGUUAAAGUUUUACAAGAAGUUCAUUUUAUUUGCCUGAAAUUAAGCCUUAGAAAUUAAAAGGUUUGAUCAAUAAUUGCUCACAGAUGUCCUUCAGGGGAUUAAGUAUUAGAAAUGGCUAGAACAUGCCAAAGAGAUAGAGAAAGAGAUCAAAGAUCUGUGAACUUGUGUCUGGCAAACUAUCCAAGUGUUUAUAUACACGGUCAUACACACCUUAUAACCUCAUCUCCGCUUAACGAUGUAACAUUUCCCAAGCAUUCAUUAUAUAGAGGUGUUCGAUAUAGCAAACCCUCCACUUAACUAACACAUUUUCCCAGUCCCUUUGCAUGUUAAAUCGAGGUUCCACAAUGUACUUAAAUACUUUGAUCACUAAAACUCCUUUUAAACGAUAUCAUACAGCAGAGAAGUUGAUAACGGAUUUGUUGUUGUUCUUGUUGCAGGAAGACGAAAAGUGAUUAAUGAAAGAAGAUCAUUAAGAAAAAUAAAUAUCAAUAAAAAAUGGUGUAUUCAUUUGCAUUAAAAAAAACUUUUGAACGUCGUUUCUCCUUAGACAACAACCACUCGCACGUCCCAGCUCCUUACAGAGGCGUCUUCUCUAUUUUCUAAACAACCAUUUUUCGACUAGAUUCUGUUUUUUAAGAGCAGGGAAUUUUUAGAUAAAACUUCAUUGACAAUCAUUAUCAUGAACCUCUCUCAUAAUAUUGGGAAAGGCUUUUCGUUGUGCGUGGUUUGUAGAAUCUCGUUUUUGACUCUCUUUUACUGUUCAUUGUAAUUAUUGUUCUUUGAAAGUUCAUAUUUCAGUUUAUUUGUUGCUUUGGUGCAUGUAUGUUCUUUUUAUCCCCAUAUAACGGUGACGUGGGAUCCUAUUCACCACCGGUGUUUAGUUUUCUGUAAGCUAAAAAUAAAUUUAAGUAAAACCUUCAUACACCAAGAAGGGUGGCUUCAGAAAAGAAUAAGGCUCGAGGAUGAUAAUAGGUGGUAGAAAUGAAUAGUCUGUUGAACGCUGUGCUUCCUCUUCGACAACAACUAGUCAAACAUUAGAGAUCGUUACAAAGCUUUCUUCUCUAUUUUUAUAAAAACCAUUUUUCAAUCACUAUUGAUUUUAUUCACAUUGAAAUGUUGCGAGUUCUUAGGCUCAGUAAACCUUGUAACACAUUUCCUAAACUCCUUUUUGUUAUUGGAAAUGCUUUUCAUUGCGCGUGUUGACUAGAAUCUCGUUAUUGACCCUCUUUUAUCAUUCAUUGUUAUUCUUUAUUAUUAGUUAAUUUGUUGUUAUAACUUAAGAAUCAUCUUGUACAUUCGUGACCUUGUACUCAAAACCGUGACGUAAAAAGGCUCACACUCAGCCUCUCUCCAACAUCAAUAGCACAGCAUAAAAGGAAAUUUAAUUCUUCGUUAAGUUUUACGACAAGUGAUAUUGUAUACCGCAAGACCCAACCUAGAGAGAACAUUGGGGGAUCGAGGGGAGGGGCCUGGGCCAUUAUUUUUAGACCAGAAUGAGGCUCGAAGAGCAGAAAAUGUUAUUUUAGACUGGGUCCGCCACUACAGUAACAUCGAAAAGAAUGUGUCAGUUUGAAAGUAUCAGAAAAGUUCACGAAUUUUAUAGACGGUGUUCUCUUGAAAGGAAAUUUCUUUCUUCGUAAUGACCGAGUAUUUAAAAGUCGAUGAUUACGAAAACUAACGUUUUGGAAACCCAUAACCACCGGAUUGUAGCUUCCAGUAAGAUUUAACUAAAAAGACUAACGACUGCAUGGAUAAGAAAAGAUUAAAAAGACCUUCAUGACAACAAAAUAGGUCGCUUCGGACGAUCAGCCGAAGAUGAUAACAAGAAAAAAAAGACCAGUCACUUGAAUGCUGUUUUUCUAGUCAAACUGUUUCAACGAGUCAAACGUCUGAGCUCCUUACAAAGACAUUUCUCCAUUUUUUACAAAAACCGAAUUUCGAGUAGCUUUUCUCUUUUUUUUACGUUUAAUGAAUUCUUAGCAAAUAUUUGAAUCAAAAUAACCCAUAUAAAUUUGAUACUAGUAACGGGAAAGGCUUUUCCAUGGACAUGGUUAGUAGAACAUCGUUUAUGAUCCUCGUUUACCAUUCGUUGAAUUAUUCUGUGUAAGGCAAUCCAUGUUUCAGUUUAUUUGUUGUUACAAGGUCAACUAUUCUCGAACUUGCUUUGGUGCGUGUAAUUUUUUAGCCGUAUAUAACGGUGACGUGGGAGUGUCGACAUUCUUUCCAGAAUAAGAAACUACAAAAAGACAUCUACCGAUGAAAAGCAAAACAGACGAUUUCGAUGCCUAAUCACCACCUGUGUUUUUCUUUCUGUAUGCUUGAAAUAAAUUUAAAUAAAACCUUCAUACACCAAGAAAGAUGACUUCAGAAAAGAAAAAGGCCCGAAGAUGAUUAUUGGCGAUAGAAAACAAUAGUCUCUUGACCGUUAUGCUUCCUCUGACAACCACGAGUCAAACGUUUGUGCUCCUUUUUAAGGUAUCUUCUAGAUUUUCCUAAAAACCAUAUUUCGACCAGAAACGACCUUACUCACAUUCAAAUGUAGCAAAUUCUUAGGCUAAACCGUGAAAGACCAACUUUCUAAACUCCUUUUUUAUUAAUGGAAAGGCUUUUCGUUGCGCGUGGUAGGUAGAGUCUCCUUUUUGACCCUCCUUUACCAUUCAUCAUAUUAUCCUUAAGCUUUUACCAUUCAUUGUUUUAUUCUUUAGAACUUUAUUUUUUAGCUUAUUUGUUGCUAUAACGUAAGAGUUAUCUUGUACAUGCGUGACCUUGGUAUCCGCUCAAAACUGUUAAAAGGGUCCACACUCUUUCCAACAUCAAUAGCACAGCAUAAAGGGAAACCAAAGUGUCUCGGUUAAGUUGUGGACAACCAAUAUUGUACGCCGCUUUGACUAAAACUAAACCUAACCUAGAGAAUACUAGAGACGAAUUACAGCAUGUCGCAGUUUAAAAGUAUCAAAAAAUGAUGCCUUUAAAAAUGGUGUUCUCUUAAAAGAAUUUUUUUUUUCGACAUGACCGAGUAUUUUGAAGUCAAUGAUUAAGAAAACUAACAUUUUGGGAAGUAACCUAUUCACCAACAGAGUUGAGCUUUCUGUAAUCUUUAACAGGAAGACUAGCUGUUGAUUGCAUGGAUGAGAAAAAAAAUUAAAAACCCUUAAUACACUAAGACGGUUAGCUUCAAUUCGGAGAAGAAUACGACCGGUCCAAGAUGAUAACUAGUGGUAAAAAUUUAGAACAUGCAGUCAGUUAAAUGCUUUUUUUCUAGUCAAACUGUUUCAACGAGUCAAACGUCUGAGUUCCUUACAAAGACAUCUUCUAAAUUUUCUUAAAAACCGUGUUUCGAGUAGCUUUUCUCUUUUUUAUACGUUUGGUGAAUUCUUAACGAAAUCUUUGAAAAUAACUCAUUUAAUUUGUUACUAAUAACGGGAAAGGCUUUUCAACGGACGUGGUUAGUUCAUUGAAUUAUUCUGUGUAGGGCAAUCCAUGUUUCAGUUUAUUUGUUGUUACAAGGUGAACUAAUCUUGAACUUGCUUUGAUGCGUGUAUUUUUUAUCAGUACUUACCGGUGGCGUAGGAGUGUCGACAUUCUUUCCAGAAUAAGAAACUAUGAAAAGAAAGAUCGAUUUAGACGCCUAACAACCGCCGGUGUUUUUCUUUCCGUAUGCUUAAAAUAAAUUUAAGUACAACCUUCAUACUCAACAUUCAACAUUCAACAUUCAACAAGAGAGGAAUAUGUCCUACGACUGGACAAAGAUGGCCAAUGUAACGUGUCACAACGCUCUUCAUAAGACAUAUCACCUCUUUUUUGCCUAAGAGCUAAUCUUGACGCGCGUCUUUGCACGCUCUCUAUUGCAUGAAUAUCUUUGACAAGAUGUGGGUUCCAGACUGGAGCAGCAUACUCUAGAAGUUCUCGAUUUUCCUAAAAAACAUAUUUCGACGCGAGAAUUGACCUUAUUCACAUUCAAAUGUAGCAAUUUUAUAGGCUAAACUGUGAAAGAUCAAUUUCCUAAACUCCUUUUUUAUUAAUGGGAAAGGCUUUUCGUUGCGCGCGGUACGUAGAGUCACCUUUUUGACCCUAUUUUACCAUUCAUCAAAUUAUUCUUAAAUUUUUACCGUUGACUGUAUUAUUCUUUAGAACUUUACUUUUCAUCUUAUUUGUUGCUUUAACGGAAAAGAGAUAUCUUGUGCUGCGUGGCCUUGGCAUCAGCUGAAAACCGUGGUAAACGGGUCCACACUCUUUCCAACAUCCAUAGCACAGCAUAAAGGAAUUAAAUCAAAGUGUCUCCGUUAAUUUGAGGACAAGCAAUAUUGUACGCCGCUUUGACUAAAGCGGGAUCCAACCUAGAGAGUACUAGCGACGAACUAUAGCAUGUCGCAGUUUGAAAGCUUAUCAAAAAGUGAUGCCUUUAAAAAUGGUGUUCUCUGGAAAGAAUUUCUUUUUUCCACAUGACCGAGUAUUUUGAAGUCAAUGAUUAAGAAAACUAACGUUUUGGAAAGUAACCUUUUUACCACCAGUUUUUAGCUUUCUGUUAUCUUUAACAGAAAGACUGUUGAUUGCAUGGUUGAGAAUAAACAUUAAAAAUUCUUAAUACACAAAGACGGUUUCCUUCGGAGAAGAAUACGAACGGUCAAAGAUGAUAACUAGUGGUAAAAGAGAACAGUCGGUUGAAUGAUGUUUUUCUAUUCUACUCAAACUGUUUCAACGAGUCAAACGUCUGAACUCCUCCAUUUUCUGAAAAACCUGUUGCAAAAAGCAUUUCUCUUUUGUAUACGUUUGGUCAAUUCUUAGCGAAAUCUUUGAAAAUAACCCAUUUAAAUUUGUUAUUAAUAACAGAAAAGGCUUUUCAAUGGACGUGGUUAGUAGAACCUCGUUUAUGAUCCUCCUUCACCAUUCAUUGAAUUAUUCUGUGUAAAUCAAUCCAUAUUUUAGUUUAUUUGUUAUUACAAGGUAAAAGAAGUUGAACUUGCUUUGAUGCGUGUACUUUUUAUCCGCAUAUAACGGUGACGUGGGUGUGUGGACAUUCUUUCCAGGAUAAAAAACUGUGAAAAGAAAUCUACUGAUAAAAAGAAAAACUAACGAUUUCGACACCUAAUCACCACCGAUGUUUACCUUUCUGUAAGCUUGAAGUAAAUUUAAAUGAAGGCUUUAUACACCAAGAAGGGCGGCUUCGGGAAAGAACAAAGCCCGAAGAUGAAACUAGGUGGUAGAAAAGAAUAGUGACUGUCUGUUGAACGUUGUGCUUCCUUUGACAACAACGAUCUAAACGUUCGAGCUGCUUACAAAGCUAUCUACCCGAUUUUCCUAAAAAACAUAUUUCAACGAGAAUUGAAAUUAUUCAGGCAUUCAAAUGUAGCAAUUUUUUAGGCUAAACUGUAAAAGAUCAAUUUCCUUUAAAACUCCUUUUUAAUUAAUGGGAAAGGCUUUUCGUGGCGCGCGGUACGUAGAGUCACCUUUUUUACCCUAUUUUACCAUUCAUCAAAUUAUUCUCAAGUUUUCACCAUUCAUUGUAUAUAUUCUUUAGAACUUUAGUUUUGAGCUUAUUUGUUGGUAUAACGGAAGAGAUAUCUUGGGCAUGCUUGACCUUGGCAUCAGCUGAAAACCGUGGUAAACGGGUCCACACACUUUUCAACAUCAAUAGCACAGCAUAAAGGGAAAUCAAAGUGUCUCCGUUAAGUUAAGGACAGCAAUAUUGUACACCGCUUUGACUAAAGCGGGAUCCAACCUAGAGAGUACUAGCGACGAACUAUAGCAUGUCGCAGUUUGAAAGCUUAUCAAAAAAUGAUUCCUUUAAAAAUGGUGUUCUCUGGAAAGAAUUUCUUUUUUCCACAUGACCGAGUAUUUUGAAGUCAAUGAUUAAGAAAACUAACGUUUUGGAAAGUAACCUUUUUACCACCAGUUUUUAGCUUUCUGUUAUCUUUAACAGAAAGACUGUUGAUUGCAUGGUUGAGAAUAAACAUUAAAAAUUCUUGAUACACAGAGACGGUUUCCUUCGGAGAAGAAUACGAACGGUCAAAGAUGAUAACUAGUGGUAAAAUAGAACAUUCGGCUAAAUGCUGUUUUUCUAUUCUACUCAAACCGUUUCAAGGAGUCAAACAUCUGAACUCUUCCAUUUUCUGAAAAACCGUGUUGGGAGAAGCAUUUCUCUUUUGUAUACGUUUGGUGAAUUCUUAGCGAAAUCUUUGAAAAUAACCCAUUUAAAUUUGUUACUAAUAACGGAAAAGGCUUCUUAAUGGGCGUGGUUAAUAGAACCUCGUUUAUGAUCCUCCUUCACCUUCCACUGAAUUAUUCUGUGUGAAUCAAUCCAUAUCUUAGUUUUUUUGUUAUUAGAAGGUAAAAGAAGUUGAACUUGCUUUGAUGCGUGUACUUUUUAUCCGCAUAUAUAACGGUGACUUGGGUGUGUGGACAUUCUUUCCAGGACUGGAAACUGUGAAAAGAAAUCCACCGAUAAAAAGAAAAACUAACGAUUUUGACACCUAAUCACCACCGAUGUUUACCUUUCUGUAAGCUUGAAGUAAAUUUAAAUGAAACAUUUAUACACCAAGAAGGGUGGUUUCGGGAAAGAAUAAGGCCCGAAGAUGAUACUCGGUGUUAGAAAAGAAUAGUGACUGUCUGUUGAACGUUGUGCUUCCUUUGACAACAACGAUUUAAACGUUCGAGCUGCUUACAAAGCUAUCUUCUCGAUUUUCAUAAAAAAACAUAUUUCGACGAGAAUUGACCUUAUUUACAUUCAAAUGUAGCAAUUUUUUAGGCUAAACUGUGAAAGAUCUAUUUCCUUUAAAACUUUUCGUGGCGCGGUACGUAGAGUCACAUUUUUGACCCUCUUUUACCAUUCAUCAUACUAUUCUCAGGUUAGCAUUCAUUGUAUUAUUCUUUAGAAUUUUAUUUUUUAGCUCGUAUUUAUUUCUAUAACUUAACAGUUAUCUUUUACAUGCGUGACCUAGGUAUCCGCUGAAAGCCGUGGUAAACGGGUCCACACUCUGUCCAACAUCAUUAGCACAGCAUAAAGUUAUUAAAGUGUUUCCGUUAGGUUGAGGACAAGCAAUAUUGUACGCCGCUUUGACUAAAGCGGGAUCCACCCUAGAGAGUACUAGCGACGAAUUAUAGCAUGUCGCAGUUUGAAAGUGUCAAAAAAUGAUUCCUUUAAAAACGGUUUUCUCUUGAAAGAAUUUUUUGUUUUGAAAUGACCGAGUAUUUUGAAGUCAAUGAUUAAGAAAACUAUUAUUUUGGAAAGUAACCUUUUUACCACAAGAGUUUUGCUCUAUAACCAGAGUAUAAUACCAUCAACUGACGUGAUACAACUUACCUUGACUCUGAAUUCGAAGAUGACCGCACAGGUUGUCGAAACAUUAGUCAUGCAAUGUCAACAACAAAGUUCUAUUCAGGACUACGUUUACUCGGACGAUGAAACUCAACCUACUUUUGAAAUGACUCCUGGAUUUAAACCUUUCACAUGAUAAUUAGUGGUAGAAAAGAAUACAGUCGAACCUCUCGGUAUGGACACCUCUCUAAUACGGACUCCUCUCUAUUACGGAGAGUUUCCAAUGUCCCGAGAAAUUCUCAUAUAUUUUAAAAAACCUCCAUAAUACCGACUCUCUCUAAUACGGACAACGGACACGAAAUCUCGUCCCCAGAGAGUAAUUUCAUAUAAACUUAACCUCUUUAUUACGGAUACUACUGUGAUCAGGUGCUGACCCCGAAUCCCGAUCAGGUGAAUCUGCACAGGGUGAAUCUCGUUUAUGACCCUCUUUUACCAUUCUUUGUAUUAUUCUUUAAAACAAUGUUUGCCAGCUUUUUUAACUUAAGAAUCAUCUUGUACAAGUGUGACCUUGGUACCCACUUAAAAUCGUGCCGUAAAAAAAUAAAGGGUCGACAAUCUUUCCAACAUCAAUCACUAAAAGGAAAUUAAAUUGUAUUUUAUCAGUUUGAUUACAAGCAAUAUUGUACGCCAAUUCGACUUAAGCAGGACCCAUUUUCUUUUCGAAGAAUUAUAGCAUGUCUCAUUUUGUUAGUAUUAAAAGUUCAUGUCUUUAAAAAAAGUGUUUUUUGAAAGAAAAUCUAUUUUUUGACAUGAUUUAGUAGGUUUAAGUCAAUAAUUAUAAGCACAACUAACGUUUUGGAAACCUGUUCACCACCGGAGUUUAGCUUUCUAAAGAGCUUUAGCAGAAUUGACUAUCGAUUACAUCGGACAAAAUUCAAAACACCUUUCAUAGAAGAGGGGUGGCUUCAGAGAAGAGUAAGUCCGGUCGAAGAUGAUAACUGGUAGUAAAAAAUAUCAUAAUAAGAUUCCAACACCCUUUUAUUUUUCAUUCUUUGAUUAACUUUUACAAAUAUUUGUGUGAACCUUUUUAUCACAUAAAACGAGAAGGUAAGACGUCCUUUUUUGGCUUCAUAAGCCAUUGGAAAAGUUGUUUUGGUCAGUUUGCCAACGGCAAGAAAAUCUACAUCGACUCAAGUUUGCACCCAAAAUCAGAUAUUCAUUAUUUGAAAAAGGUUCUUUUGAAGGAAAGACUCCAUCCAUGACAUCUACUAAGUUACUAUGGGCAUUUCACUUCAUUCUGCUGCCUAAGUAGGUGACAGCGCUGUUUUAUUUUUAUUCCGUCAUUGAGAUCCGAGCCAACAGGGGUUAAUAAGGCGGCGCAGUGAGUAGAAGGAGUCUUUAUAACAUCAGUGGCUUUCUUACGAGUGACUGCAAAUAAAACCGUACAGAGAUGGCUAAGACGGCUUAGGACACGUUUUGGUUACCUUUUUCUUAGGCCGAAAGUCGAGACAGCUGACUAAAACAAAGGAAGAGCGUAGCAAUUAAAAUUAGCCCAGGUAAUACUGAAAGCAUCAACAGCUGUGGCACCAGGUUCUCGAUGCCAUGAAACUAAACUAUCAGACUUGGCAUUAAGCCUUGAUGCAAUAAAAAGUAGAUUACAUGAACGAAGGUCAAGCCUGCCUGAGGUCAUUAACUUUUGAGACCACUCCAAGUAAGAUGGAUCAAGUAAGGUCUACGGCCAAUGGUCUCAAUCAUCCAUAAACCUGUCCCAAGACCACUUUCUGAUAAACAAUGGGACCAAGAGGCAAUUCUAAAGGAUAAAUCCAGAUUGGUAACGGGAGAAUGAUUUUAGCCAUUGCUGCACCAUGGUGGUUCGGUGACAGAUUUGCACGUUAACUACACCACGGAUACGAAAUACUGCAAAAUCACCAUUCAGAAACUAAAAGAACAGCUCAUAUCACUAAAAAGUUUAGGUUGUUUCGUGUAAUGCGUGAUAAAAUAGUUUGUGGGUCCUAGAGAGUCGAUUAUAUACGAUUUUAAAAGGUGGUAUUCCACAGUGCUAUGAAUUGCCCUCUAUUACAACGUUCCCCAUGGUAUUGUACCCUAUUUUUGACUGCUUUCUUAAGUGGCUAAUGGGGAUGUGCUGCUGAAUGGUGUCGCAUUUUCACGACUGGAUUGUGGUCGCAAAUUUUUAGAUGUUGGGGUAAGAAAGUUCUUUAUAUUUACGGUUAGCAAACGUACCAGAAUGUUUGUACUGUAGGUGAAAAGUAAAGUGUUCUUCAUUCAAUCUAAAAAAACGGGCAGUUAAUUUUAGGAUGACCUAUUUAAAGGAUUGGUAAGGAAGAUACAUAAAUAGAAAGACUAUCUCCGACUUGUUUCAAGCAUGAUUUUUGAACCCCGUUACUGUUUCUUAUGAAAAUAAGUUUCAUGUACACUCGAACUUUCCUGUCAUGAGGAUAACAGAAUUCUACAAACCCGGAAAAUGCCAAAUUUAACAAAGAUUUGGAAUUUUUUCUGAGAUAUUCCGAUGCGAAACAACAAAAAACGAGAUCAGUAUCCAGAUAGAUCCAAAAACACCGCAUUGAUGUUACUUGUAAACACUGGCAAACCUGACGGCGCGAAGCUUGAAUGCAAAAGACCGACCCUGUUGUUUGUUUUUUUGUUUCUUUUUUUUGCAGAUUGACCCGAAACAGGGUUUUAUUCGGUUCAAUCAAGAAAUACUUAACUUCACUUAUUCAUUACAUAGGUACUGCACCUUUUAAUCAUGACAACACCGAAAGCGUCUUUGGAUUUGCAAUAGUCUGGCAAAACGGUACUUCGACAACUGUGUGGACAGCUCAGUGUUUGGUGUGCGUUGAUGGGCAUGAAAAAAUUUUUACCUCCUGGUUAGAGCGAUUCACUGUGGGUUCACGGAAAGAAAUUUCGAAAUCAACCAGAAUUGGGAAAGACACUUUCACACGAUUUGAGCAACAAAACUCUGCAAACUGGUAUGAAUCAAGCUCAGUGUCACCUCCGACUGUCCGAACAAACAUCAAGAUCUGGGACACUGAUGUAAAAUCUAAACCUUGCAGUAUAAGUGGUACCUGGUAUAAUCAGUUGGGCUCCGAGACGAUCUUAAACCAGAAAAAUGAUGGCAUCAUUGAGGGAGAGUACCGUACUGGUGUUGAGCGAAAACCAGGCUCAGCUGGGAAGAGCUUCUCGAAGGUGUUGGGGAUCGGACAAGUUGGUGGCCCUAGCAGCACUCUGCCAUUGAUGGUUGUCUGGAAAGGUGGCGAAUCUGUGACUGGGUGGCUUGCGCAGUGCUUCAUCGACGGAGAAAACAAGACAGAGAUCGUGGAAACCGCCUGGUUGCUGAGAGCCAAGGUUGACACAUGCUUAGACACCUGGAAGUCGACGAUGUUUGGCCAGGAUACCUUCACACGCACUGAGCAGAGGGCAGGGCCUAGAAAGAAAGAUAACAAGCAUGUACCACUAGACAGGAAAACCCAGGGUGAAAAACAGCAAAUCACAUGCGGAGGAGGAGGUCAGCAUUAUUUCAACUCUUUCGCAUUCUUGAAUUUGAUUUUGAUCAAUUCUUUAGCCCAGUGGUUGAAAUAAAGGCUUAAUCCUUCGAAACAGGACAAAACAUUUAACGCAGCAUGCAGGGCUUGAAUAAGACUAAUGUUAUUAGUGUAGUCUUAGAUUCUAUUGUUAAGAGAGCUAAAAAAUGUCUCACACCGAUUAUAAAACUCCCGACCUAGGACGUAGCUUACACCAUGCUAAGGCCAUAAACUACUUGGAACACUGCCUCAUGGUCAUUACUUAUUGCAACUCAGUCUACGAUAUUACCGGUGAACUGCAUGAUUGUGUUGAUUUGAGCAGUUCAUGCUAUAUGUUCUAGACUAAUUAAAACCUCCUUUAAGCUCCUUUUCUCUUACAUUUGGCACGUUUACUGGUGACUUUAAAUUCUAAUUUUUACCCCUGACUGUACUGGCUAAAGAAAUUUGUCUUUCAGUCUUAUCUGUGGUUGACGGUUGUAGCCGAUCCACAACAACCUCUUUGUUCUUUUCAGAGCUUUAGCUGCUUUUAUACUGUCCUUCUGAUGUGAAAGACCAUGCUAGAGAACGUUUCUACUGCUUUACAACACUAAACCUCUACGAUAUGGCUGAAUGCCUCGGGGAUCGAAAGACCUUUUUGCAAGACGUCCCAUUCCUUAAUGGCUUGGUAUUAUAGAAGUUUAAUAAAGUUUAUUAGUUAAGUUCCAGUGGGUUUAUCUCGCGUGCACGCACUAUUUUCCGCGUGCAACAUAGAAAUAGGGAGAAGUCUUCACACAGGUAUAGUGGCUUACCGCUGGAAUUCGUAUUCUUUCAUUUUCAGUCACUCAUGUGUACAGAGUGUCCCUCCCCUCAAACAAAUAAGAUGGGAAGGGGCGGCUGUACACACCAGCGGUUUCAUACGGUUUCGUUUUUCCUGGUCGAACAGCUUUUUUUGACAACCAUGACACUUCUUUUAUCUCAGGGAAAGAAGUUAAAGGGAGGUUACCGACAUAUGUGAAUGUACUGUCUUUCAGCUACCCAAGGUUAAAUUUGGUUCCUUUGCUUUGUUUUCCUACAUUUUUUUCUAUUUUCGACUACAGGUAGUUGCGCUCCUAGCUAUAGCAGCGAUUUGUCACUGGCUAGCGAAGCAAUUCUAUUCGUGUAAGACAACCCGAGAUAGUCUUGGAUUCUGGGUUUGACGCUGUGGGUUCUGGAUUCCGGAUGCUUUCUCGGGACUCCGGAUUCCAUUAGUUAGUGGGAUGCUAGAUUCCUUCAGCGUGGUUCCAGAUUUUGUCAGCGGAAUUCCGGAUCCCAUCGCCCAGGAUUCCAGCUUCCACGACCAAAAUUUUCAGAUUCAAGAAACCGCAUUUCUUUACAUGGGGCGAAAGGAAUAUUUUAGUCAUCUUGAAAUUUUAUGGGACUAAUUCAUUUUUCGUGGCAAAAAGGGAGAACUUGUGCAAUGUUUUUAGCUUUCAGUGUAGUUACUGUCUGUGUUGUUAAGAGCAUGAUAAAGCCAACGGUGUAUUUCAUGAACACACAUAAUAUUUUAUUUUACACGUUUUACUUUAGAAUAUUGACCGCCAUCUAACUCGAUAAUAAUUCAGUAUCGUUUCGUUGUAAAGCCUUACCAGCAGAUGUAAAACGAUUUUAAUUGCAAAAUACCCCUGGCAGGUAAUCAUGUAGUUCUUUGAAAUCACAGCCGCAACAAUUUAUAUAUAACUGAAGCAGCAAUGGUCAUGCUAUGUGGUCAAUCAAAUCAUAUAAAGGCAAACUACAGUUGAAACUAUUGUGUUGUCUGUACUAUGAUUUUUCAGUUAUCGAUUACAUUGCGUACGUGAAUAACACCUUUUAGAUUAUGUGUAAAAGAAUAAAAGCUGUUGGAACCAAGUUUGCGUUAUUUACUGCUGCGUACCAGUUAAUAUUAAGGUGAAUGGAUUGAUUCCAGUCCUCCGGGGAAAUGACGACCCUUCCUGUCGUACGAGCCAGUUGCUAUAGGAGAUAUAACCGUUAACAAUUAUUAUUUUCGUUAUUCACAUUUGUGACAAGUGAGACAAAAUAAUCUUUGUUUCAAGAACCAAUGCGCUUCUCGUUGGCACAUUAAUAUCAAUAGGUGACGUCAUCGUGAUUAUCAGUGUAUGGGCUAAGUUUUCCAAAAGGUGCCGAAAUCAAGAGGGGAAAGUUCCCAUCAAGUCCAGAAGUCGCUUAAUUUUAGUGGAAGAGACUUCCGUCACAAAGAAUCUGAUGGGAACGUAGCACAUAUAAUAAAAUUUACUAUAUUGUGGCGAGUAUUUACUUAUAAGAUCAAAAUAAAUUACCGGAAGUAUUGCGUAUUGUCGUUACGGCCUAUGCACCCUGUGUUAUUGAGACCCAGUUUAAAAGUUAAACUUUUCAUGAACCGACUCUAAUCCCUUGAAUAAGUAAGUGCAUAAAAAGAUCGACGUUCUAACCCAGACAACGCAGUCAAUUUCAUCAACCCAUAUAUCACAUCAGUGUAGUGUAUUUGCUUUUGCAUACAAGUCCCCUCUUGUUAAUACAGUCGGUGUAAGGUACUGCUAACCAGCAAAUUGCUAAUUUUAAAAAAAACUUUCGUGCUACAAUAACACACAAGAACCAGACACGAAUACAAACAAUAAGGUACGAGUUGUGUAGGAAAUAUAAUGGAAAACUGAAACUGAAAAACUAAAUUUUCUCAUAUUAGAGUCCCAGGGUACUAUUCAUGAAAGGGCUUCAGAGUAGAGCACAGGUACAGAAUUAGACCUACACAUCUCUUAAUUAAAUUUACCGCUACCUUACAGUACAUCAACUGGUCGUACAUGUGAUAAAAUGCUGAUUUGACGUUGGCGCCGUUUAGUAUAAGUUUUCUAAAGAAAUAAACUUUAACAUUCUGAAACCCUCAAGUCGUCUGGUGUCGCUGACUCGGCUAAAAUUGAAGUUAGCAAAUUUAAAUUUAAGUGUUAUUCAUUGGCCAUGUGAAACAUUUUUAAUUAACGUUUUUUUUUUAAUUUAACAAUGGUUUAGCUGUCAGCCAUACAACAUCCAGGAGGCACAAAAAAAGUAAAUUGAAAAAGGAAACAACUUCAAAAUUAACCAUCAGCUGACUUGUAAAGUGAUUGCGGGGCUCUUUGAAUCAUGUCGUGUCCACUCUACAACCUGUCCCUGAGUUUUACAGCCACUGUAACGUCAAUUUGUUGCCUUUCUGCUAUUUUGGCCAUUCUAGAAAAUACGGCAGUUCUUUCAUCCGCGCAAAAGAUUACUUCGUUACUUCGUUGUAUUUUAUGAUCUCCCUCGCCGCCGGAGAGCUCUUCUCUACAGUAAUUACGGAAACUCAUUUUUGUCCGCGUGGCUGAUUUUAAAUCAUUAUAGCCACGGAAACGGCACAGCCUUGUGGAAAACGGAAAGUACGAUGUGGUGUCUCACAACCAUGGUUACGACAUAUAACUUGGUCAAUGUGGCGUUGGAUAGAUACGUUGCGAUAACGUCGCCGUUACACUACUAUACCAAAAUGAGCUCCAAGAAGUGUUUGACACUUAUUGGUUUCGCGUGGCUUUUAUCGUUUUUAAGCGGGUUGGUGGUAUACCUUAUUCCCCAAGAAUAUUUACCAAAAGUAUGGAUUUAUGGACCGAUCGUGGUCGUACUAAUUCCCUUGUGUAUAAUAGCAUUUUGCUAUUUUCGCAAUUACGGGGCAUCGAAAGGCACUUUCCCGGCUCGAGUGAACAUCGUCGAUGCUCAACAAGAAUCUGAAAACAAACGACAAAGAAAGAAAGCCUUAACAUUUGGAAUAAUAACAGUAUUGUUCUUUGUUCUGUUUGCACCGGUUAUUAUUUUCAACUUCAUCCAAUUGCUUACACAUGAGACAGAAUUAUGCGUAAGCCCCACUGUGAGAAAAGUGUGGAUUUGCAUUUAUUGCUGUUGUUUCGUAUUGGAGCGCAAUUUCUGAUCCCUGGGUGUAUAUGAUCAGAAUGCCUGAGUUUAGAGCCGCGUUCAAGAAGUCGCUUCCUCCUUUUCGCAAAAAUUUAUGCAACUUUUCAGAAAAACGGUGCCAAGAUGGAAAAAAAGACGACAGCGAAAUUUAUAAAAUGGUUUCCAAGAAACUGGGGUAGCUUACGAAAAGGAAAUUUUCGACACAGCUCUGUAAUUUCAAUUUAAAAGUUAGCCAAAGAGAUCGGCAGCUUGACAGCCCAACUAAAUGGUCAAACGCUUUAUCAUUUACAUCUUGUAUGAAGUGAAAGCUUUCAAGAAGUACCACCUUGAAGAUCCUGGAAAACCGUGACGGUGGCUAGGGAAAGAACGAUUUAUCAUAACAAUUUACGAAAUACAAGAAACUGGUGUAUUAAAAAGUAUUGGUUGAGAUAAAAGGAAACAUUUUAAAUCGCCCAUCUACAAAAAGGGAAAGGAGGCGCAUUGUUUUUGGCGUACCGCAUGAUGAAGCUUGCAAUUACGCUGCAUUUCAAUCAUCUGCUAAAUUUAAUAAUUCGAUAUCAAUAAUUACACGAAACAAAACUGAACAGAAGCAAUUCGCGAAAAAUAAAAUGAGAGAAAAGGGAAUAAGAUAUGAUCAGAAAAAAAAAGAUGUUCGAUCUAUGAAAGAGAAGGGCCAAAUUGCUAAUUUUUAAAUGCAGUCAGAUCGUUAUAAUAUUUUUGUGAAAAGAAAAACAGCUUUUUACUUACGUUUAUUUUGCGAUUUGCAAAUUAUCAAAUAUUAUUCUUGACGGAAAUAUCUACCGGUUAGAAACAACCAAUAGGAGAUGUAAACAAUAUGGCAAAAGAUUGUUUCGCGACUCAGAUUUGUCGCAAAAAUUGAUGAAGAUCACAUUCAGUGUCAAGUUUAACGUGAUACUAUUUCAAGUUUAUAGUAAUAUAAUUAUUUAUUUUUUGUUCAACCAACAGCAUUGAGGGCAAAGAUUAUCCGCCUCGGCCUACGACACACCCUCCUCGAUCUCCAUAGUUCUUCAUAAGAUACUCAGCAUCAUUCGUUAAUUGUUAAAUAAGAUCAAAAUAUAUUACCAGAAAUAUUGCCUAUUGGCGUUACGACCUACGCACCCUGUGUUGACCCAGUUUGAAAGUCAAACUUUUCAUGAACUGACACUAAUCCCUUGAAUAAAGUGCAUGAAAAGAUGGACGUUUGAAUCAGUUAAAGUCCGACAUGUCUAAUUUGGGUCGACCCAUUCGUUUCAAACGUCGACCGCUUCACGUUCCGUAUCUAAUGCAUAUAUUACUAAUGAUUUAUUUUCACUGGUAAGCAUUGUAAAUCAUUGUAAAUCGUGAAAAAAAAAAUGAGUCCGACUUAUAAAAUUCGACUUUUGAAUAAAUCGUCGAGCUUAUACCAUUUGGGUAUUAAGUUCGGUACAUUUUCAUGAUCGAAACAUGUGAAAAGUUGAACGUUGCAUAAAAUUUACCUUAAUGAUCACUCUUUUCACCUUCCUCGAAUGCCUUCAGGCCAGUGUUUCCCCGGAUUUCUAGUGCAACAAGACUGACAUUUAUAACAUAUGGUUACAAAAUAAAUUUCCAGUCAGUUCUACUGUAUAUACGUCCUGGUCUCGCACUUAUUAACCUCUUAAGCUCCAAUAAUAUCAACAUGCACAUUCUCAAUAUUGUUCUUCAUACAAUUCUUAUAAUACUUCUGGAGAGAAUUUGUUUAAACAUCAAGACAUUUCAUCUUGAGUGAGCAUUGCCUUUAUUCUCAUGACCUGUAUGUUUGAUCAGACUCUGUUAUUGCUAGGAGAAAUCAUGAUGCCGGUCAUUUUUAAGGCUCUAAUGUUGAUUUAAGUUUUAUUGAGGAAGUUUGCUUGCUGUGUUCUUUAUGUCUAUAGAAAACAGCACACUGUAAAUGUUUAAAUAUAUCAUUUUUGAUGAUCAUUUUGCAAAACGCACGUGAACAUAAACCCAAAAUUGACACAACCCACUUCAUACUUUUGUUUGUUCUUAUGACUAAUUCAUAGUCGAAACAACAGAUUCUACAAAGCUCAAUACGGAACUAAAAUCUUCCAACGAGCUAAGCACUAACAACGUGAAUAACAUAUAUAUAGCGAGUGUUACAAGUCUACGAAGAAGUCUUCGAGACGGCCUAAACCAGUAACUCCUGCAUGCCCCAACCCUUUACUUGUGGCCAAAAUUUUAAAUAAGCCUUCAAGGAAGCACGUUACCGAUCCUGGCAUUAUCAGUUAUCUGCUAUUGGACUUCGUGUCAGUGAAACAUUUAAAUCAUUGGAGGACGGUCUUUUGGAUCAUGCAAAAAGUACUAAACUGCAUUUAUUGUCUAACCUAUUGCAGGUACUGCACCUUAUGACAAGCCCGGUGUAGCCUUUGCUUUCUCAGUUGUUUGGCGGAACGGUACUUCAGCGACUGUGUGGACAGCCCAGUGUAUUUUGUGCGAUGGCCAUGAGAAACUUCUGACUUCCUGGUUGCAACGAUACAUUGUUGGUACGCGUAAAGAUAUUUGGGAAUCAACCAGAAUCGGGCAAGACACUUUCACACGAUUUGAGCAAUCAAAAUCUCCUAAGAUGAAUGAGUCCACGUCAAUCUCGCCUCCCUUUGUCAGAAGAACCAUCAAAAUUUGGGAUCCAGAAGUAAAAUCCAAACCUUGCAGCUUAAGUGGUACCUGGUAUAACCAGUUGGGCUACGAGACGAUCUUAAACCAGAAAAAUGAUGGCGUUGUUGAAGGAGAGUACCGUACCGCUGUUGAGCGACGACCAGGCUCAGCUGGGAAGAGUUUCUCGAAGGUAUUGGGGAUUGGACGAGUUGGAGGCCCAAGCAGUGUUUUCCCAUUCAUGGUUGUUUGGAAAGGGGGCUCAUCCGUGACUGGAUGGCUAGCGCAGUGCUUCAUCCAAGGAGAGAACAAGACAGAGAUCGUAGAAACCACGUGGCUGUUGAGAAUCAAGGUUGACGCAUGCAUUGACAACUGGAAGUCGACAAUGUUUGGCCAGGACACCUUCACACACGCUGAGCAGAGGGCGGGGCCAAGAAAAAAA